GGAAUGGAAUGGAUGGGUGGAGAGGGGAAUGGAGGAGGGAAGGAAGUGAAGGAGAGAGAGGUUUUCAUAAAGUGUUUGGCAAAGACCCUCUCAGUCCUGCACAGCCUCUCAAGAGGGACUCAAGAGGUACUGGUUCUCACUGGUCAGCUGCAGCAGACUUGUGUGUGAGUUCUUUCCUGCGUGUGUGACCAUGCGCGGUGUGUGCGUGUUCCUUUUGGUAUGCAUCAUGGCGCUAUCCGUUGCCAUGCCAGACAGGCAGGACCCGUUUCUCUGGCUGUCCGCCCUGCAUGGUCGCGGUUACAACGAGGGAUCCCUAUUGGCCGACACCACCGGGGGGGAGUGUCCUGAUGAGUGUGACUGCCCGCCCUCCUUUCCCAUCGCUAUGUACUGUGACGGACGGGGGCUGACAGCCAUGCCCACCGUGCCCUCCAGGAUGAAGUACCUGUACCUGCAGCACAACGAGAUCACCGCCCUGCCAGACUCCGCCCUGGCUAACACUACUAACCUAGUCUGGGUCAUGUUGCAUCACAACGCGCUGUCUACAGACAAAAUCGGCAAGAGGGCGUUUGCCAAGCUGCAAGGGUUGGAACGUCUGUACCUACAACAUAACAACCUGACUGGUGUUCCCCCCAACCUGCCACGCUCACUACGAGACCUCAGACUCAACAACAACAACAUCAACAAGAUUACACCAGAGGCCCUGGAGGGCAUGGACAACCUGACCAUCCUGUAUCUCCAUGGCAACGCUCUGACGGAGAUGGGCACAUCUCUUAGGGGGUUGAACUCACUCACACUCCUCGACAUCAGCGGCAACAAGCUGAAAAAGGUUCCAGACAGCCUCCCAGAGCACAUCCACCAGCUGUACCUGGAGUCUAAUGCCAUCAGCGCUGUCCCAGAGGGAUUCCUCAGUAAGUUCUCCCAGCUGCAAUACAUUCGCAUGGGCCACAACCAGCUGACGGACAAGGGCAUCCCCCCCAACACCUUCAACGUGACUGGCCUGGUGGAGCUGGACCUCAGCUUUAACCAGCUGGAGAGGAUCCCCCCCGUCAGCCAGACGCUAGAGCACCUCUACCUACAGGCCAACCACAUCAAAGAGUUUACCCUGGGUAGUUUCUGUAGUGUCGUGGACGUGAUUAACUUCUCCAAACUGAGGACGGUUCGUCUGGAUGGGAAUGAGAUCAGCACCGCGGAUGUCCCCUCCGACUCAGUCCUUUGUCUGCGCAUGGCCAACAACAUUGAGGUGUAAUGCUCCCAUCUCACCACCAGGCUGCAGCACCAUCAAGGUGUGAACAACCAUCUCAACACUGGAAUGCAGCAUUUCCAGUACACAUCUGCAACUCCCCUAUUUCCUGAACGGAGGGCAGCAGUUUGAUCGUCACUAGCUACCAAAGCCACAAAGUCAUAAUUAUGGCUAAACCCCACCUAUUUCUAUAAUAUAUUAGCCAUUUAGCAGACGCUUUUAUCCAGAAUUACUUGCAGUCAUGCAUGCAUACAUUUGAAGUAUGGGUUGUCCUGGGAAUCGUGCCAAGCGCUGCCAACUGAGCAACAAUUUCUCUGCCCAAAAUCUUAUUUUAAACCUAACCCUAACCUUAACCUUGCUAAACCAUACUGCCUAACCCUAAUCUUAAAUGAAGACUGAGAAGAACAUUUUUGCUUUCAUUAAUUUUGACAAUAUAGCCAAUUUUGACUCUGUGGCUGUGAUAACUAGUGACAAAGCAGCAGUCCUAACUUUAGCAUCACGUUGCAAUUCCCCAAUCUCACCAAGAAGGGGCAGCAGAGGGGUAUGAGACACAAAGGCGCAACAAGUUUAUUUUGGUUUAGUUUGUUUUACUAAUAUCAUUCAAAAGGACAUUAGCAUACAUCUCCUUAUCAGGACAAGUUAGAAAUAGAAUGUUCAAAGCAUGUUGAAAGUGCUUCCAAAGUCAACUUCAUGUCAACUUUUGACGGUCAGAAAAAAAUGAUGGACGAAUGGUGGUUCUGGCCAUAAUUUACUUAUUUUGUCUGACAACAUAUGAGCCUCAGAGAAAUACCAUUGGAUCAGAUCUCUGUGUUCCGGCCCUAAUCCGAGUAGGGAUGUAACUGUUGUGAUUUAUGAUAUGAUUUAUGAUGUGAAAGACAUGUAGGCCUACCGCAUGUAUUGGUAUUAGUAUUGACUAGCCUUGGUGUUUUGAUGUCCUUUACAGGGCUAUCUUAUUGACUUAAUAAAGGGAUUCAUGUUUUAUUAGGA
Molecule: messenger RNA, 2227 nt
Organism: Oncorhynchus keta (chum salmon)
Lineage: Eukaryota; Metazoa; Chordata; Actinopteri; Salmoniformes; Salmonidae
Product: fibromodulin-like
Exons: 6
Coding region: 191-1246 (351 amino acids)
Molecular function (GO): protein binding
Source: RefSeq, a predicted model, not a curated record